Tinamus guttatus (white-throated tinamou) is the source of this 1111-nucleotide messenger RNA. The record is from RefSeq and is a predicted model, not a curated record. NCBI's taxonomy places the organism in Eukaryota, Metazoa, Chordata, Aves, Tinamiformes, Tinamidae.
AUGAAGUGCUUUGUUUUUCUUUCCAGGAACUUCCGCUGUGACUGUGGAAAUAGCAAAUUCAAAAAUUUGCAGUGCAAGUUACUUCCAGAAAAGGGCAAGGUGAAUUCAGGAAAUAAGUAUAAUGACAAUUUUUUUGGAUUAUACUGUACUUGUAAAAGACCUUAUCCUGAUCCUGAAGAUGAGAUUCCAGAUGAAAUGAUCCAGUGCAUAGUGUGUGAAGACUGGUUCCAUGGAAGGCACCUUGGGGCGGUGCCUCCCGAGAGCGGGGACUUCCACGAGAUGGUUUGCCAAGCCUGCAUGAAGCACUGCCCUUUCCUGUGGGCCUACGCCCCGCAGCUGGCAGUUCCUCCUUUGACCAAAGUGAACUCCCUUGAAGACGAAGGGAUUAUCCUGAAUGUUGAGGAAAGCGAAGAACAGAAAAAAGAAAUAAAAAAAGAAAGUGGAGCAGAGCACCAAGAAAAGGAGGAAGGGAAACAAACAGAACAGUUUAAUGAGCCAUCUACCAGCUCCGGGUCUUCAUGUCCAGAGAUAGUUACUAAGAGUGAAGAACCAGUCUGCAAGCUGAAAGAACUCCAAAGCAAGCAUUUUUUAAAAAAAGAUACUGCCACCUUUUGGCCAUCAAACUGGAGAAGCAAAUUGUGCACGUGUGAGGAGUGCUUGAAAAUGUAUUCAGAGCUUGAAGUCCAGUUCCUGACAGAUGAAUGUGACACUGUCUUGGCCUAUGAAAAUAAAGGUACCAGUGACCAAGAAACUGACAGGAGAGACCCCUUAAUGGACACCCUUAACAGUAUGAACAGAGUCCAGCAAGUAGAACUCAUCUGCGAAUACAAUGACUUAAAGACGGAACUGACUGACUAUCUCAGGAGAUUUGCAGAUGAGGGAACGGUUGUUAAAAGAGAAGACAUCCAGCAUUUCUUUGAAGAAUUUCAGUCGCGAAAAAGACGACGGACUAACAGGAUGCAGUACUACUGUAGCUAGACAGAGGGUCCAAGGCUGAAAGGCCACCGGGGAAAACAAGUAUCCACUGACAAACAGAAAAGGCAUCUUUAAUAGUUGGCUUUUCCUCAACAUCCUACUGCCCAGGAAACUGCCUCCACUUUUUUCCUCGUUU